This is a messenger RNA of Mycotypha africana, 545 nucleotides long. RefSeq lists its product as uncharacterized. The transcript has 6 exons. Gene Ontology annotation, molecular function: zinc ion binding; ubiquitin protein ligase activity. The coding region runs from base 57 to 455 and encodes 132 amino acids. NCBI's taxonomy places the organism in Eukaryota, Fungi, Mucoromycota, Mucoromycetes, Mucorales, Mycotyphaceae. The record is from RefSeq and is a predicted model, not a curated record.
UUUCUCUCCUUUUUUGCAUUUUUCUCACGCAUUUUUUUUUCCCAACUGUACCCAUCAUGGCACGAAGAAAAAGCGCUUCCAGUACAGAUUCAAGUUCUUCUUCUUCUUCUUCCUCUCCCGAUCAUGAACAGUUACCAGAGGAAACGGAAGAACGCAUGAAGAGAAUGAAGAAGGAACCUAUCCAUCUGGUGUCGUCCGAUAUGAAGGAACAUUAUAAAGAACAUGAAUUUGCAGUGAGAGGAAGCAGGGGAAAGACAUAUAAUGUCACUAUUGGACCCAAAUUGAAUUGCACUUGUCGUGAUCAUAAUGUGAGAGGCACUCAUUGUAAACAUAUUCUGUACGCACUGAAAGAAGAAAUGGGCGUCAAGAAUGAGGAUUCGCCUUUGUACGAAACAUUAACACCCUCUGAUAAGGAGUUGAAAGAAGCGUUUAAGCAUUAUCAUCCAAAGAACUGAACAUGCUUUCUUGUGUUGGAUACUACUGUAACUGCAUCACUAUGUAUAUUAUCUCGACUCUUCGCUUUUUGAUAAAUAAAGAGGAUCUUG